AUAAAAAUAUAAUAAGGUUAGUGUAUCGUUUAAAAGCAAUGAGUAACAUAGAAGACUUUAUGACAGAUAUUUAUAACACUUUAGUACAAAUAAGAUACCCAAAAAUUACAACAGCUGUAGCAAAAGAUGUAGAAUUAACAAUUCUCAAUGGAGAAAAUCGACUUUCAUUAUUAUCUUGGCUUUUGGCUGAACAGUCUCCCUCACUAGCUACAAAGUUAAAAAAGUUAAAAGGCACUGCUUUAGAAGUAGAGUUAUUAAAAUCUUAUUCUGAAAUUGGGAUUUGCAGUGAUAAGAAGUUAUUAUUGGGAGAUUGUCCAUUGGAGGAACAACUUUCAACUUUAAGAUUAUUAUUGGAUUUUAUUAAAUGUGUAUUCAUUGAGUCUUUUGAUACCGAUUAUAAUGAAAAAGAAUCCAUUGAUAACAUAUUAAAUGUCUAUAUUAAUGAAGAUCCAAAUACAUUUGCAUGUACUAUUGAACCAAAAUUAAAUUAUUCUGAAUCUAUUCAAUAUUUUGAUAAUUUACAAAAGUAUCUAAAUGAAUAUGAAGAAUUAUCAUCUACUUGUAAGUCUGAAGGAGAAGAAUACUUAACGGAAUAUAUUUCAGAAGAGACACAAAAACAAAGUAAUUUAGUUGAACAAGAUUUGUUAUUUAAUGAAGAGAAAAAGAAAUUUAUAGAAGAAUUUUCAUCAAUUGAAUCAUGGUCAACAUUUAAUGCAGAAAAUAUGAAGAAUAAUUUAUAUUCCAUGGAUGCUGAUAUUAGUAAUAUAUAUUCAAAUUUUUCUUCGUUAACACAGUUUCUACAAGCAAAGGAAGAAAUAUCAAAUGCCAAUAUACCAAAAGAAAUAAAUAAGUUAAAUACACCAUUGAAUGAAAUUGUUGAAAAUAGUGUUACACACACUGAAGGAACUAGAAAUUUUUACAUGGAUAUUUAUUAA
Eufriesea mexicana is the source of this 935-nucleotide messenger RNA. RefSeq lists its product as uncharacterized. The record is from RefSeq and is a predicted model, not a curated record. The transcript is spliced from 6 exons. Lineage: Eukaryota; Metazoa; Arthropoda; Insecta; Hymenoptera; Apidae. The coding region runs from base 39 to 935 and encodes 298 amino acids.